Molecule: messenger RNA, 540 nt
Organism: Dendroctonus ponderosae (mountain pine beetle)
Lineage: Eukaryota; Metazoa; Arthropoda; Insecta; Coleoptera; Curculionidae
Product: probable G-protein coupled receptor B0563.6
Exons: 2
Coding region: 160-522 (120 amino acids)
Source: RefSeq, a predicted model, not a curated record
AAAACUUGGAUUUGUGAUUUUAGGACGUUUUUGCGUAAAAUUAAUAACAAAAAGUUUCUCAGGGACUUGCUUUUAGGCUGUAAACAUGUAUUUUUUAAGUUUUAAGUGUUACUUAUUUGAGUCACAUUUUUUAGGAGAUCGUGUGAAAAACGUCGAAAAAUGACUAUCAGUCGAACAGCAUCCGGUGAAGAAGAUCCGCGCAAGUUCGCCGAAGAAAGGCGCUUAGUCCUCCUCCUAGGAUCAACCAGUAUUUUAUUCCUGAUUUGUGUAACUCCAAUGGUAAUUCUCAAUGUCACAUUGUCGGAAGUGAAUUUAAUGAAAUAUCCUUAUCAGGUAUUUCGAGCAAUUGCCAAUCUUCUCGAGGUAACGAACUACUCUAUCACAUUUUAUAUCUACAUCUCCUUUUCGGAAGAUUUUCGAAGCACCUUCUUGAGAACGCUCAACUGCAACAGUGCGACGCCCCUCAAAGGAAUGAAAACAACACCAGCAACAACAACAACCGUUACGCAAAGAAGCGUUUGAAAUAAAUGUUAAAUGAGU